Molecule: messenger RNA, 3847 nt
Organism: Sorex araneus (European shrew)
Lineage: Eukaryota; Metazoa; Chordata; Mammalia; Eulipotyphla; Soricidae
Gene: SEC22B
Product: SEC22 homolog B, vesicle trafficking protein
Exons: 5
Coding region: 131-778 (215 amino acids)
Biological process (GO): vesicle fusion with Golgi apparatus; endoplasmic reticulum to Golgi vesicle-mediated transport; retrograde vesicle-mediated transport, Golgi to endoplasmic reticulum
Cellular component (GO): Golgi membrane; SNARE complex; ER to Golgi transport vesicle membrane
Molecular function (GO): SNAP receptor activity
Source: RefSeq, a predicted model, not a curated record
GGGCCGUUUCCGGCCACCUCAGCGGGAAGCGGAGACGCCGGCGGCUGGUCGGGAGCCGAGGCGGCUGCGUAACUGUUGUCGCGGCGAGGACGCGCAGCCGACGCCGCGGGGGCCGCGGGGAGCCGAGGAGAUGGUGUUGCUCACGAUGAUCGCCCGCGUGGCGGACGGGCUCCCGCUCGCCGCGUCCAUGCAGGAGGACGAGCAGUCUGGCCGGGACCUUCAACAAUACCAGAGUCAGGCUAAGCAACUCUUUCGAAAGUUAAACGAGCAGUCCCCUAAUAGAUGUACCUUGGAAGCUGGUGCCAUGACUUUUCACUACAUUAUUGAGCAGGGGGUGUGUUACUUGGUUUUGUGUGAAGCUGCCUUCCCGAAAAAGCUGGCUUUCGCCUACCUAGAAGAUCUGCACUCAGAGUUCGACGAGCAGCACGGGAAGAAGGUGCCCACUGUCUCCAGACCGUAUUCCUUCAUCGAGUUUGAUACCUACAUUCAGAAAACCAAGAAGCUCUACAUUGAUAGUCGUGCUCGAAGAAAUCUAGGCUCUAUCAACACUGAAUUACAAGAUGUUCAGAGGAUCAUGGUGGCCAACAUUGAGGAAGUGUUGCAGCGGGGAGAAGCACUCUCAGCAUUGGAUUCGAAGGCUAACAAUUUGUCUAGUCUGUCCAAGAAAUACCGCCAGGAUGCGAAGUACUUGAACAUGCGUUCCACUUACGCCAAACUUGCAGCAGUAGCUGUAUUUUUCAUCAUGCUAAUAGUGUAUGUGCGAUUCUGGUGGCUGUGAAGUAGUGAGUCAGUCACUGGCAAGGGAGAACCUAGAGUCCGGCGGGUGGAUGUUUUCAGGAAGCUGAGCUCACAGAGAUGUGUAUUAGAAUCCAAGUGGAACUUCUGCCUCUAGAGACCUUCCAGGAAAAGAUGUCCUGAAAAUGAAAGCUACACCUCAUUUGACAAAGCUUAACCCUGUGUAGAAAGUUUCUUUUGGGGGCAGAGGCUUUCUCUGGGUGCUAAGCCAUAUAUACUAGGGAACAGUAGAUUGUUUCCAUUUUGUUUUUUUUCCCUCCCAGUUUUUACAUUUUACACCGGUUGGGGUAUCCUUACUCUCUGAUGGAGCCAUCAGUGAGAUUUGUCUUAAAUUAUCUGUGCUAGCAACAGUCAGAGAUUUCUGUGGAGAAGGAAAGGUUUCAGACUCUUUAAUCAACAUUCCUUUUGUUAGCAACAUGAUUUCAGUAAUCUGAGAGGUUGAUGGCCCUUUUAAGAAGACUCCAGUGUGUGAAGGUUAAUCACUGUGCUACAAUGGUCUUGUCUGUUGGCCCCUGUAAAAAGUUCUCCUUCACUGUUUUUCGUUUUUUAAGAUUUUGCUUAUUGCACAAUUGCUUUAGGGUUAAGUGGAUUAUAUUAAGAUGCCUUGAAAUUAUAGCACUCUUUGAUUAAGAAACUGAAAUGUUUCCUGUCAUUUACUCCCUUAAAGAUUUAAAUUAGUCUGAGUUAUUCUUAAAACACUUGGAUUAUAAAUAUGAAUGAAUAUAGCGAACAGAGUCCCAGAAGCACCUGAAUGAAUAAGAAAAAACCCAGCUCAUAGUGACAGUUCUGUCUUGUCCAUUCUCUUUGUCCAUUCUCUUUUCUCCUGCUAACAAUUUAGUAACAUUUAAAAAAAAAAUCCCUCCUUUUGCAGUAGUUUUAUAUCUCAUAAGCCUCUUUGUAGGAUUAUUAUCAAAUUUCAAGAUGAAAGAUGUUUUAGUGUAUAAACAUUUUUUGCAAAGUAGCUACUUAGACUGCAACAUGCAUUUAUCCAGGAAGGCCUCUGAGAGCAGCUCAUAAUUUACUUCAGUUUACAUACAUUCUGUAAAAAUAUUCUAGAGGUAGAUAACUCAUAUACAGUAGCUUCUAUUAGCAAAAGUUCCUAUGAUUUUUUUCCCCUUCUUUGCUCAGGGAUGAUGGGCAUUUCCUUUUACUUUUUGAGGUAGAAUUUUUUUAAAGGGGAGAACAGGCCUUUUGUUGUCAGAAGGGCCUAAAUUAUAAUCUGUAGCACCUGUACAGACUGCAGACAGGUUCUUUAAGUAGUAUAGGACAAUGAGCCAACCUCUCACUUGAGUCUUUGAUGAAAACUUUAACCAGUCAACUGUUUUAUAACUCUGAGGGAUCAUUUAAGAUUCCUGAUUGGGGUUUGGGGUGGAGAAAUCAGGGUUCCUUAUUAACAGAGCAAGGAGAAAUGCUUAUUUUAUUCUCAAUAAUUCACAUAACUAGAAUUUAAAGCUUUUUCUUUCCAUUUUGGAUGGAUCUGCCAAUUGGAGUUUUGCACUUGAAAUGCAAAAGUUACUAUUUGUUCUUUGGGCCACUGAUUCUACUUUCAGGAAUUACUCCUGGGGAGAGUUGGGGGGGUGGAGCGGGGGAGGGUGGCUUGGGGAACCAGUUGGUAUGCUGGGAUCCAGCUCUGGUCAGCAGCGGGUGAGGUAAAUGCCCCACCUGCUGUAGUAUUGCUCUGGCCUCUAAAGUUACUUUUUAAAGAUAGGUAAUAAUCAAGAUCCUAUAAGGCGUUUUCCUAAGUAAUGAAGUUGACUAAAGCCUUUGAAAGGCUGAGUGCCCACGUAUUGCAGCAUUCAGUUCAUGUCAGGGGCGGAGAGUACGGCUCUUGUUUAGAGUUGCGUGCUGCAGCCAGAUGUUCAACAAUGAGAAAAAUACUUCUAGGAUGUUCCCCUUCAGUGUGAUGUUCUGAUACCUAGUUAAUUCCUGAACAUACAGCCUUUCUAGGCUUAACUCAGCGGCUUAACUGAAAAACAAGCAUGGGGGAUGAGGCAUAAAGAACGACUUUAAGGUCAUGGUAAAAAAGAUAGAACAAGACUCAGAAUAUGGCUCCCACUUCUGUUCUUUAUUGAGGUAGAAGGCAGAUCUGGUUCCUCUCAUGAGAGAUUUCCAAAAUAGAACAUGAUAACUAUCAGAGGGUUACUGGGGGGCACAUGAAGAAUGGACACCUAAUUUCCUUGGGAAGAGCGCUAAGAGAAGAAAGGGUAUUCUAGACAGAAUGUGCAUGCAAAGAGGGAAGCACAUUUGGAGGGUUUUAAUUAGUUUGGUUCGGCACAACCCAGACCUAAGGACAAAGUAGACUAUUCUAAGGGGGACUACCUGCUAGAAUAAGGGGUUUUCCACACUGAUGUCUGUGGCAGAAGAUGCCAUCAGAUAUAUAGUCUCAGAUGAUUGCUUUGACUUCACUGAAGAUUGUAGAGGACAAAGCGUGGAACUAAGGACAUGAGUCUAAGGAGCUGUUCAAGUUAGAAUGAGAUGUAGGAAACAUGGUUUUCAAGACAAGAAUGAUCAGGACCUGGAGGAAAAGCUUGCUGGUUUAGACCUGCCUUGCAAGCAUAAAGUCACAAGUUCAGACCCUGAUGCCUCCACAUGCACUGAAAAUAAUCCUGGUGGCACUGCUGUUAGAACUGAGUAACUGUGGUCUGUGAUUCUCAGUGAUACAAGUGAUUCUUUGUGUGUGAGCACGACAACAAAGGGGUGUGACCCCCCCCCUGCCGUAGGCACUAACUAAAAGGAGAUGUGAGUAAUAGGGCCAGUUGGUGCAAGCUUGGGUGAGCACAUGUGUGACCACUACAGUGACCUCCGGCAAGCGCUACAAUCAACAUGUGGGAAGACCACAAUGAGAGUCACCUCAGGAGAGCACAUGUGUAGGCAACACUGUGCUACACUGCUAAGGGACUUCAGCCUUCUUCGAGCACUGUGACCUGGUGUGAGGCCACCAGCGAGCACCACAGUGAGGCGGCUGUGUGGCCCCGCUCAUCACAAGGGCCAGGAGGGAGGGGCUGGGAAGUGAUUGAGAUAAACAAUAAAAGAAGUUAUCCCUGGUACCAGA